AUGUAAGAAUAAGAAUUUGAUCUUACAAAAAUCAACUAGGGAAAUGUGGAUAGGAUUAUUUAGCAAAUAGAAACCAGUAUUUAAUAGAGAGUCGAAAAGUAUGGUGAAGAUGAUUAAAAAGUAUAUCAUAAAAAUAAAACUUCUCUAGAAAUUGACUUAUGAUAGAAUUCUAUGUAAAUUACUAAAUUAGCAGGCAUUGAUAGCACUUUAGGUCGAAAAUUUUGAGUCUAGUUUAAAAUACCUUAAAAAGGCUGAACUUUUAACAUCUUCUGUUCCAGAGCUUAAAGUAUCAAUUUAUUUAUAAAAAUAGGCUCAAACAUUUAGUAAUUUAGCAUGUUAUUAUCGAAAAAUAGGAAAGACAAGAAUAGCUCUGUCAUAUCUUCAGUAAGCUUUAGCCAUUGAAUUGAAGUAAGUUAAUUGUAAUAAUAUAUAAGAAAUGAAAAAUCCACAUAGAUUCCUGAACUCUAUCUGAAUCUCUGUGCUGUUCUUUCAUCAUUAGAAAGACAUGAAGAGGCUACAUAACAUAUUUAUUUAUCAAUUAUUAUGUUACAACAUGAAUUAUUACUAUAAUUCUUGAAAUAAAACUAAUAAAUAGAUAUUGAAUUAAUUAAAAAACAAAAUUCAAUUGAAUAAGCAACUCAAUAAGUUAAUAGUUAAUAAAAAAGUAGACAAUUUGAUUAAAAUAAUCUGAAUAAGAAUUAAUAAGAAAGAAUAUAAAUUUUGAUUGUGGCUUAUCAUAAUUUGGGUGUUGAAAUGGAACAUUUAAAAUAAAGAAUUGAAUCCAAAAAUAUUAUAAAAUCUGCUUAUCAAUUAUCAUAAUUCAGUCUUCCACUUAAUCAUCCAUUAAGAUAGACUUUAGGAUCCAUUAUUAAAAAAAAUGAGAGAGCUGAUUCAAAAGAUAAUUUUCAACCUGUUACUUUAAAACCAAUUUUACCAAAAUUGAAUCUAAGAUUUUAAGAUCUCAAAUAGAUUUAAAAAAAUGGUUCUCCUCAUUAAAUUUAAACUAAUAAACAUUAUUCCUUACCUAAAGAUAAAAGUUAUAAAGGAUCAAAAGAAGAUAAAAGAAAUGGUUCAAGUUUAACAACCAGAAUAGAAGGGACUAAAUUUAUAAGGAUAAAUGAUUAAAAUCAUGAAGUUAUAUUUAGUUUAGAAAAUAAUGAUGUUAUAAAUCUUAGAGAUUUGUAAAUAACUUUGGAUACAGUAAAUUAAACUACAAUUAUGUGA
This is a messenger RNA of Paramecium pentaurelia, 1224 nucleotides long. NCBI's taxonomy places the organism in Eukaryota, Ciliophora, Oligohymenophorea, Peniculida, Parameciidae. The record is from the annotation of a GenBank genome assembly.